AUGACGGGUGUUAUUGGAUCAUUGGCGGAGUUCCAAAUGGAUGGAGACUGGUCAAUUUAUCAAGAAAGAAUGGAACAAUUUUUCUUAGUUAAUACAAUACCGGAGGAACGCAAGGUACCGUUGUUAAUUACAUGUAUUGGGGAAAAAGCAUACAAGACACUUAAAGAUUUGUGUGACCCUUUAAUACCAUCCGAAAGACCGUAUAAGGAACUAUGUACUAUAUUAAAUAGGCAGUUCUCUCCUAAAGUGUUAGUCUUUAGACAGCGGGAAGAAUUUUAUAAUUUAAGACAAAAUUCUAAUGAAAACGUAAAAGAUUGGUAUGCAAGAAUAAAAAAUUCGGCAACAACAUGUAAAUUUGGAAAAGGAUUAAUUGAUGUUCUUAGAGACAAGUUUAUAACUGGUAUGAGAAAUGGACAAAUUAAAGACCGGUUAUGCGAAGAAGAAAUAUCUAAAGAGCUAAACAAAAUAGUAGAAUUAGCAAUGCAGAAAGAAGUAACCAUGCAAUCAAAUGUUCCAGUGGAAGUACACAAAGUAAAAAAAUGGAACAUAUCAAAGGAUGUCAAGAAAAAAGUUGUAGCAUCAGAAUAUGGGCAAAUAACAAAUAAGAAAAAACCAACAGACUUUUCAGACAACAGUAAAGCAGCAGGUCAAGGAAAAUGUUUUACAUGCGGAUUAAGUAACCAUACGUUUAGUAAUUGUAAGUAUAAAACUUAUAAAUGUAAAAUUUGUAAUAAAAUAGGACAUUUAGCUAAAAUGUGUAAAAACAAAUCAAAAAACCAUUAUGUAGAAGUAGAAACUGAGUCAGAAUCAGUAGAAAUGUUUCAAUUAAAAGUAGGUUAUCAAAAAAGUGUAGAGCCAUAUUUUGUGAAAAUUAAAAUUGAAGAAAUAUACAUUGAUAUGGAAUUAGACUCUGGGGCAGGAAGAUCUAUAAUUCCUUUUAAAUUAUAUAAAAAAUAUUGGUCUAAAUUAAAAGUCAUUCCUAGUUUAAUUAAAUUAAAAACAUACAAUGGAGAAAUAAUAAAUCCAGUCGGAGAAGUUAUGGUUGAUAUGGAAUAUACAAGAUCUUAUUUUUGGUGGCCUGGACUUGACAAAGAAAUAGAAAGUUAUGUUAAAAGUUGUGAAGUCUGUGUAUCGUGUCAGGCUAGUCCAGUAGUAGAUAGGCAAGCUAAGUGGGCAGAAUCCGUUGGUCCUUUAGACAGAGUACAUUUAGAUUUUUUUGUAUUUAAAUAA
Messenger RNA from Macrosiphum euphorbiae (potato aphid), 1230 nucleotides. Lineage: Eukaryota; Metazoa; Arthropoda; Insecta; Hemiptera; Aphididae. The record is from the annotation of a GenBank genome assembly.